UUCGAGACGGCGUUUGCGUAUAUCAUGUUCAGCGUGCAGUGUGCAGUCUCUCUGGUCGGAAACUCUGCCAUGAUGUGGCUCAUUCUGUCCAAAAGGAGCCUCCGAACUCAUACGAACUACUUCAUUCUAAAUCUGGCAACUUCCGACGUGCUCACUACAAUCCUAAACACGGCCACUCUGGCUAUAUAUAAUAUUCAUUACGACUGGAUAUUUGUCCCUGCUGCUUUGUCGUGUAAGCUCAUCCAGUUCAGCGGACCAGUUUGUCUGGCUGCUUCUAUUGGGACCCAUUUGGCCAUCUGCUACGAGAGACACCGGGUCAUCCUGACGCCCCUGCAACCACGACUGUCAGAGAAGAGCAUCUACAAGAUCAUAGUGGCCAUUUGGACAGUGGCCAUAGUUUACUCCGCGCCAUACUUAUUCGUAUACACCACAGUCACAUACCAGGGCAGUAGCACUAUGGCUUGUGUGCCAGGGUACCAGUGGAGUCGAUUUUUUCUUCUCUACACUUUCCCCUUGGCCAUCAUGUGCAAAAUGUACUGGAGGAUCAGAUCGCAACUGUGGAACGAACGGGACGCCCAGAUACUCUACCAGGGCAAUGGAUGUGGAUCUGACAGACAUAGCAACCACAGUGAGAUGACACAAGUCAACACCGACAACAUCAGUUGUGGCACGGGGGCGGGGUCUUUCAGAAGAAGUGACGGCCCUCACAAUGACAAAGACAGCUGCACAAACUGCCCGAACUGCACAAGGUCAACCCGCUCAGUGGCCUUGAGUCCUAAUUGGUCGUUGACUAAAUGUAGCAAUGGUGGUGUACAUCUGCCAGUCACCAGAUCAACCCCCUGUUUCACCUCCCCCUCGGGAAGAUAUGCUUCUGCUGCUGGUAUAGCUUCCUCUCCCUCUACUGUCGGAUGUGGUCGCGGUGGAUGCGAUCAAGGAGGAGACACUGCUAGGUACAAAAAGGCACAGUUCAACAAAAUACAACUGAAGAUAAAGGCAAAGCGAAAGCUGGUGGUGAUGUUGAUGACGUUGGUGGCUGUGUUUGCAUUCACGUGGAUUUUCUUCCAGCUCGUGUUCCUCAUCAACUUUUUCGAUCGCUCCUUCUUCGGACACAGCGUACUCAAGGUAUACCUGUGUUCGUUCUGGCUGGCCAUGAGCAACACCAUGUACAACCCAAUGGUAUACUGCAGUCUCAACGCCACGUUCCGCAAUGGGUUCAAGUACAUUUUCCGCUGGCUGCCGUGCGUCAAGUUCCACGGUGAGACGCUGGGUCAAAUGGGCGGCCCCAGUCAAGUGGUGAUCCGCCAGAAGCAGAUGCAGAGAAACCGAAUUGGAAGAAGGGGAAGGGCAGAGGACACUUUUAACACUAACUGCAACAUGCAUCGAAUCCCACAAAGCAACUUGUGACUAAAAUAAAGACAUCUGUGUGCGCGAAAUGCUACCGUCUCUCCCUCCCCAGAAAGGCCCCCGCCUACCCACCUUCACGUUUA
Messenger RNA from Symsagittifera roscoffensis, 1487 nucleotides. RefSeq names its product substance-K receptor-like. Gene Ontology annotation, molecular function: tachykinin receptor activity. Gene Ontology annotation, cellular component: plasma membrane. The record is from RefSeq and is a predicted model, not a curated record. Lineage: Eukaryota; Metazoa; Xenacoelomorpha; Acoela; Convolutidae. Gene Ontology annotation, biological process: G protein-coupled receptor signaling pathway.